UUAUUAUUAUUAUUAUUAUUAUUGUCAAAGUGAAUACUCACCUAUAUUUAGAAUUUUACGUCAAAUAUAGACAUAAAAUUAAGAGAAUUACAAUCUCUUGAUUUACUUAGCUGUAGGUACAUACUCAGCGUCUUGAAUGAUAUGUGUUGUAUUCAUAUAUAAAAUUGAUAGGUGCUAGUAAUCACAAAUUUUAUAGUCAUUGUUUUUAAUACGUAGGUAGUUUAGUCAUUUAUGUUUAUCCUAACGAUUAAAGUUAGACCAUAAAAUUUUCUGUUUGUUUUCAAGUGAUAUCUGGGAUACCACUAUACUUAUAGCCACUCGUACUCAUUGCCUAAUCGUGUUUACUAAUCGGUUUUAUAGAUUCUUGAUGGUGUUGUGCGAUAGUAAGUUGUGAUUGGCUAGUAAGAGAAGACAGACAACCAGCCUUGCCAGAUUGCCAGACGAAACGUUGGAUUUACUCCAAAUUCUUUCGCUGAGAUUUUACAAAUAAAUUCUUCCUCUUUAGUGUCUCAUAUCAACUCGGUGCCCAAUUACUGUGAAAUUGUUCGAUCAAAUUUAGACGAAAGUUCUUAUUUAUUAUUCUUUAAGACACUUUAACAUUGUGAAUCCUUUUCUACUACUGAUUUCUGCCCUUGAUUUUACCGUGUGAGCCGCUUGUGUUUGUCUUAAAUAGACUAUCGUCUGGUCUAUAAUCUGGUUUUUAGUCGUCAGUUGUGAAUCGUAUGUGUGGGUGUGAAUUGAUCUGGUCUACUGAUCUAGUAAUCUCGUAUCCGACAUAUGAUAUUAUGAAUCAUCCCUAAUCCAUUAUCCAAUGGAGUCGAACAUCAUGUGUUUUGUAGUUACCAAACCAAUUAUUAUCUUGGCCUACAUAACAGCUUGGUUGUUUGAUAUUCACAUAAUCCUUAAUGUCUAUGAAAUACAGGAUGAUAAAUAGGUCGAAGUACAUUGGUUUCACUCUUUCCAUUUGUUUAUUUCUUUCAUUUAUUUGUUUCCCUGUUAAGCAAUAUAGUAUAGAUUUGAAAACAUAAAAAGCAAACAAUCAAUAUACUAAAGAAAUGCUUGUAUCGAAAAUUACCGAGAAAUGUUUAAAGCCUGAUGAUGGGAAUUUUAUUGAUUUGUGGGUAUUGACUAGAAUUAAUCAUUGGGAUCAUGAAAUAGAGACCACUGUUUGUUUAACCGACAAAUAUUUAAUGCUUAUAAGCUUUAAUUUUAUCAAUGAAGAUUGUACUUCAAAACGUGUUCUCUUACAAUCCAUUAAAACCAUACGUGUUGGAAAUUUAAUUCAACCAAAUUGGUCUGCAUUACCCCAGCGUAACUAUGGUGGUGUUCAAAUAAUUUGGGGUGAAUUGGAAGAAACAAAAUGGAUUGAUCGUUGGAAUCCAAUAUCUCAAGAUGUUCCAAUGGUUAUUUUACAUCAUCAUCCUUGUUUUUAUUCACCGGAUUCAUUGUCAGACAAAGAUAUGUACAACUGUGAUCUAGCCAUUUCAGCUAUUUCUAAUUCUUUGUCUAAAUAUGACAUUCAAGUUGAAUAUGCCAACAUUCAUUUGAAUUCACAUAUCAACUUCUUUACAAUUAUUUACAAUCAAAGUAAUCUAGGUUUUUGCAAAGAUCGAAAUGGUAUUAGUUUUUAAAUCCAAACAGAAAAAAAAUAGACAAAAAAAUCAUAUGUUUAUUGUUUUAGUUUCUAUGCAUAAUUUAAUGAUGAACAAUUUCUACAGAAAUAUUCCAUUCACUUACUUAUUAACCUGCUAUAAUUGAUACACAUUUCAAUAAUCAUAAUCAAUUGAGCACAUAAAUCAAUAAUACAAUGUUUACAUUAUUAUAUUUACUUAUUCAUAUGUAUACUGUUGUUUAAAGUUAAUCAAUUGAUUAAUUCCAUGUUACUAAUCUAAUAGUUUUACUGGUUUACUCUGUUUCUUUUUUCUUUCUUUUUUUUUU
Schistosoma margrebowiei is the source of this 1938-nucleotide messenger RNA. Lineage: Eukaryota; Metazoa; Platyhelminthes; Trematoda; Strigeidida; Schistosomatidae. The record is from the annotation of a GenBank genome assembly.